Messenger RNA from Auanema sp. JU1783, 1041 nucleotides. The record is from the annotation of a GenBank genome assembly. Lineage: Eukaryota; Metazoa; Nematoda; Chromadorea; Rhabditida; Rhabditidae.
AUGUAUGACGAGAACAGUAACACGGCUCCAGCAGGCUCAGUAGCAUCAGUCCCGUCCGCUGCUCUUGCUUCAGGACAACUUUCUGGCAAUGUUGCCGCACCUAGUACUGCUCUAGUUUCACAACUUUUAAAUGUAAAAGAUUCUAGAUGGUUACAGGUAGAAGUAUGUCGCGAAUUUCAACGGGGACAGUGUGCACGAAGCGAUCAAGAAUGUAAAUUUGCUCAUCCUCCUCCUCACGUAGAUGUCCAACAAGGACGUGUAACUGCAUGCUAUGACAGUAUUAAGGGACGUUGCACGCGUGAAAACCCAAAAUGUAAAUAUCUUCAUCCACCUCAACACAUCAAGGAUCAGUUACUCAUUAAUGGCCGCAAUAAUUUGGCGCUAAAAAAUCUUAUCUCAGCUCAGUUGAAUCAAGGAACGGGUGCAACACCUUUAGUUAAUCCACUUCAAUCAUUACAACAAAUCCAAUUGCAUCAGCAACAACAAGCUAACUUAGCCGCUGCCAAUCUCAUUCCAACUUUGCAUUAUCCUUACUAUCAGGGCAUGAUAUAUCCAGCUAUGCUGCAAGAUCCUUAUCAGGCUGCUGUAACUCAGCAACUGCAGGCUGCGGCAUUGCUACAGAGCGCGGGCAGUGGAGCUACAGCUGGAGGACAUGUAGGGCAUGGAGGACUGCUAGCUGCGCAAGCUGCUCAGUUAACAGUUCUCCAGCCCAACCUUACAAAUACAGCACCCGCGCUCUCCCUGCCUCCGUCCGUCGUGCAGCCUACGCCCACGCCAUCACAAGCUGCUAAACUGAAUAGGAAGAGAACAUUGGAGGAUGAUGAUAUUGCCAGCAAUACUCAACAAGCUCAUCUGCUGAACCUGGCUGCUGCCGUGUCUGCUGCGGCUGGCGUUCCGUGUAAACGUCCAGCAUUGGACAAAAACGGGACAGUCGUCUAUCAGGGACAACCAACUCAACAGUUCAAUCCUUACCUUCUUCAGGGUCUGCAAGGCUAUGUGCCUGCUGUGUCUUUCAGCGGUCAGUUGCCGCCUCGCUACUAG